AUUUGGCGUUUUGACCGUAGUUUCUGACAGCAAAGGAAAAUUGGUUGAAAAGCUCUAUAACCCACCUGAAAAGACAUAAAUCUCAAAACAAAAGAUGUCUAUACGCCUGUCACAAAGAUUGCUACAGUUACGGGCGCCAAUCCUAACUCGUGGUUAUCCGCUGCUCGUGACCAAGGAGAAGACCGAAGAUGUGCUACACACAAAAUCUGCGCUGCAAAAGAAACUAACGGGCACCGAUAUACCUUCGGCGCAGUAUGGUGGCCGUCAUGGUGUCACUAUGUUACCCGGUGGCGGCAUUGGACCGGAAUUGAUGGGCUAUGUUCGUGAAAUCUUUCGUUAUUGUGGUGCACCAAUUGAUUUUGAGGUAAUCGACAUUGAUCCAUCCACCGAGGGCAAUGAUGAUCUCGACUAUGCGAUCACCUCGAUUAAGCGCAAUGGCGUCGCGCUCAAGGGCAACAUUGAGACGAAGUCGCACGGCCUGGAGGAGAUGUCCCGCAAUGUCGCACUCCGCAAUGAGCUAGAUCUCUAUGUGAAUGUGGUGCACUGCAAAUCGUAUCCGGGCAUACCUGCCCAUCACAAGGACGUUGAUAUUGUACUCAUCCGCCAGAAUACGGACGGUGAGUAUGCGAUGUUGGAACACGAAUCUGUCCGCGGCGUCGUGGAGAGCAUGAAGGUCGUAACAGUUGAGAAUGCUGAGCGUGUGGCUCGUUAUGCCUUCGAGUAUGCCCGUCAGAAUAAUCGCAAGAAAGUGACGACCAUUCACAAGGCGAAUAUCAUGAAGCUGUCGGACGGUCUCUUCUUGGAGGUGGCCAAUCGUGUGCACAGAGAUUAUCCCGAGUUGGAGCACAAUAAUAUGAUUAUCGACAACACCUGCAUGCAGGCCGUCUCCGACCCACAUCAGUUUGAUGUCAUGAACAUGACCAAUUUGUAUGGCACCAUUGUAUCGAAUGUGAUUUGUGGACUCAUUGGCGGCGCUGGUCUGAUCUCUGGACGCAACUAUGGCGAUCAUUAUGCUGUCUUUGAGCCGGGCACCCGCAACACUGGCACUGCCAUUGCCGGCAAGAAUAUUGCCAAUCCCGUGGCGAUGAUCAACGCCAGCAUUGAUAUGUUGAAUCAUUUGGGUCACAAGGAGCACGCCAAGGUUAUCCAUGAUGCCACCUAUCAGACUAUUGUUAAAGAUGCCAUACGCACGCCAGAUAUUGGAGGCGUAAACAGCAGCACUGAUGUCGUUGAAAACAUACUCAAAAUCUUGAGUGCCAAGCGUGUUAAUUGGCCACAUGGAAACUAUUUCAACCAGAGUUAAGAGAAACCAAAAACAAAAAACUAAAUACAAAAACCAAAACCAAAAGUCAAUGCCCUACUAAAACAAAUACCAAAAUCUUAUAUUAACCCACAACUAAGCCAAUCAGAGUCAACUCUUGUACAGAUUUGUUUCGCCCCAAAGCCAAUGCAUAACAGCGUUUAAUUGUGAUGUCUGAAUAUAAUAAUAGAAGCAAUCCAUUUAUUUGCUCUGCUUUACCAAAAAAAAAAAUCUCCCCGCCCCGGCUAAGUGUUAUGUGUUCUGUGCUCCUCCGAUGUUCAGGUACUGCAGAAUUUCUUACGUUCUUCAAUGGUUUUGAACACGAUCUGCUUUGACUCUUUAAUUUGCUAACCCACUAUUACUAUCCAUAAGCAUGUCAACUCGGACUACUAUACUCUAAAAUAUUUUCAAGUUCCAAAUGUGUACAGUGAAGCUAUUUAAUUGUAUAAUAAAUUCAAACGCGAUCAUAACUAUGUAGAACGAAAUUCAAUAAAAUGUAUUAUUCUGUUCGAA
This is a messenger RNA of Drosophila grimshawi, 1813 nucleotides long. RefSeq names its product isocitrate dehydrogenase [NAD] subunit gamma, mitochondrial (gene Idh3g). Lineage: Eukaryota; Metazoa; Arthropoda; Insecta; Diptera; Drosophilidae. Gene Ontology annotation, biological process: tricarboxylic acid cycle; isocitrate metabolic process. Bases 95 to 1303 code for a protein of 402 amino acids. Gene Ontology annotation, cellular component: mitochondrion. The record is from RefSeq and is a predicted model, not a curated record. The transcript is spliced from 7 exons.